AGUUUAUCCAUCAAGACCAGUCCAAACUCCAUAGCCCAAUCAAACACUGAAAACAGCAUCACCGGACUAGUGUCAUGUUUUCCCUUCUUCCCUCCCGUAGGAACAACUCCGACAAGGAGGAAGGAACAAGAACCAGAAACAACAGAAAGUGAAUGAAUGAACAAAUGAACGAACCUUACGUGAUAUGUAUCACAGUGUCGCUGCAAGGCGCCUACUAUACCGUUCUACAAUAUCAUACUACGUUAAAUCCGGUCUCAUCGACACUGCAAUCCAACUGUUCGACGAAAUGUCCCAAUCAAAUUGUCGCUUAUUCAGCAUCGAUUACAAUCGCUUCAUCGGCGUUCUCCUCCGUCACUCUCACCUCAACCUCGCCGAAAAUUACUACCACCACCAUGUCAUCCCCAAUGGUUUUUCUCUCACCCCAUUCACCUACUCACGUUUCAUUACUGCACUCUGCUCCGUCAAGAAUUUCUUGCUCAUUGAAUCCCUCCUCCGCGAUAUGGACGAUCUUGGCAUCGUUCCUGAUAUUUGGGCUUUUAAUAUCUAUCUCAACAUUCUCUGCCGUGAAAAUCGGUUAGAAACUGCACUUCAAUUGUUUCAAACAAUGCCUUUGAAGGGAAGAAAGCCUGAUGUUGUUAGUUAUACUAUUAUUAUUGAUGCAUUGUGUAAAGUGAAGAGGUUUGAUGAGGUCGUGCAUGUUUGGCGUAAGUUGAUUGAUAGUGGUUUGAAGCCUGAUUUUAAGGUAUGUGCUGCACUUGUUGUUGGUUUGUGUAGUGGUGGCUAUGUUGAUUUAGCUUACGAGCUUGUUGUUGGUGUCAUUAGUGGUGGUGUUGAGGUGAAUUGUUUGGUUUAUAAUGCUUUGAUUCAUGGGUUUUAUAAGAUGGGUAAAAAAGAUAAGGCGGAAGCGAUUAGAGGGUUUAUGAGUAAGAAUGGGUGUGCACCCGAUUUGGUUACUUAUAAUAUUUUGUUGAAUUAUGGUUGUGAUGAAGUUACGGUUGAUGAGGCGGAGAGGUUGGUGGAGACUAUGGAGAGGAGUGGUAUGGCUGAUUUGUAUAGUUAUAAUGAGUUGCUUAAGGCGUUUUGUAAGGCGUACCAGGUGGAUAGGGCUUAUUUAUAUAUGGUUAACAAGAUGCAGAGUAAAGGGGUGUGUGAUGCUGUUUCUUACAAUACUAUUAUUGUGGCUUUUUGCAAAGUGAGGCGGACUGAGAGAGCUUAUGAGUUGUACGAGGAAAUGUGUAGGAAAGGGAUUCAGCCAGACGUGGUGACGUUCACUGUGCUUAUAAAAGCGUUUUUAAGGAAAGGUGGUUCCAAUGUUGCUAACAAGCUUCUUGUUGAAAUGAAAGCGAUGAGGAUUGUUCCUGACGUAAUAUUCUACACCACAGUAGUUGAUCAUCAGUGCAAGUCCGGGAAUAUUGAUAAGGCUUAUGGUGUUUUUUGUGACAUGGUGGAGAAUGGAGUGAGUCCAGAUGUGGUCUCAUACAAUGCAAUCAUAAAUGGGUUUUGCAAGGCUUCUAGAGUUAUGGGAGCUUGGCGUCUAUACGAAGAAAUGCAGGUUAAAGGAUUAGAUCCGGACGAGGUCACUUUCAACUUGAUAGUUGGAGUGCUCAUUCAGGGAAACAAAAUUUCAGAGGCAUAUAGGGUUUGGGAUCAGAUGAUGGAAAAAGGCUUUACACUUAAUGGAGAUCUUUCUAAUAUUCUAGUGAAUGCUGUUCAGUCAAGAGAUGGCACAUGACAUUGUACUGUUUUGCAUUGUGAUCCUCUUAACUUCACCAUGCCUUUUCUUGCAAAUGGCAGAGCAGCUUAUACGUUUUUCUCUCGACAUACUACAUGAAAGUGUAGCAAGCUGGUGAAGUUACUUUAUUUCUGCAGGCAAUGACAACCUGCAAAUCAGUAUAAUCAUUUGCAUGCUGCUGCUCAUGGUGCAAUGCCCAUGCCUUAUUUAUGACCAGACAUACCUUUGCAUAGUAUAAGACUACUGGUUCACUGGCCAGCUUCUGGUAGAGAAUCCAUAACCAGGAUAGUCCUGUAAUGGUUUCUAGCUGCCAAUGGAAGUGGUGUGCAGGUUUUGUUCACACUUUCAUCAUACUUUCAGCUGGCAGAUUGUAUUUCUCAAUACAAUAUACUCAUUAUACUCUUUGGCCAUUUUAUACACGGAGAGCUAUUGAUGUGAAAAUUGCCCAGCAGAGUUGAAAUCAGUAGUUAAUGAUUUGGUUGAGACGAGUCCAGCUGCCUAUAUAAAAAUUAAGUUGGUGUUCUUUGGAGUAAGAGUGAUUCUGAAUACUAUGGCUCUAAUUAAAUUCUUGAUGAGUGUUAGCUCAAUUUAGAUCGGCUAAUAUCCGCUGUUCAUUCUUAUGUAGCAGACACUUCAAUGAUGAACAUUUUUGGAAUAAACAACCCUUAAUGUUAGUGAAUAGAUGUUUUGUUUCACCGGGACAGAGUUUAUGGUAUUUACCAUACCAUCUGUGAAUUGAUGAAUUGCCGAGCAUAAGUUUGGACCAUGGAUAUAAACAUUCCUUGUAAAAUUCACCUUGUGGGCGUCAUCCAAGGGUUCAUACCUCAAGCGUUGUGGAACCUCCGGUGACAGAUCGGCGGCUUAAUAUUUGUGUUAAUCUAGAUUCAACAUAGAAUUACAAAAAUGCAAGAUCUACAGGGUAGCUUUGUUAGGUUUCAAAAUUCAAAUUUAUUAGAUUCUGGGAAAACUGUGUUGCUGGCAGAAGAUCCACAGAUUUGAAUUAGAAUAGAAAGAAUGCGUAUUUGUUGGACUAUACUGUAGUAAAUUCCAACUUGUCUGACCUAUAUUAGGAUUAUUUUUGGUGAAUGCUGAUGUUUCUGUCUCUAUCUACAGUACCAGAACUUCAAGCCUCUAAUGAAAUUUUCCCUAAUCAUUCAUUAUUUACA
Messenger RNA from Medicago truncatula (barrel medic), 2898 nucleotides. RefSeq names its product pentatricopeptide repeat-containing protein At1g13040, mitochondrial. Lineage: Eukaryota; Viridiplantae; Streptophyta; Magnoliopsida; Fabales; Fabaceae. Bases 185 to 1732 code for a protein of 515 amino acids. Gene Ontology annotation, molecular function: mRNA binding; protein binding. The record is from RefSeq and is a predicted model, not a curated record. The transcript has a single exon.